CUCCAAGCUGUAGAAGAGAUCACUCUCUCCCCCACACUUUUUGACUCUAAAAACGAAAGGCAAUGCAACCAGACGAGAAAUACCUUUUCACAUACAAAGGAUGUUAUUUCCAGCCUGAUUUGACUUCAGUGGAGUACUUAGAUUCCCUGGAGGAUUUUGAAAUAAGAGACAGUGAUGUAUUUUUAGUCACUUAUCCAAAGUCAGGCACUGUAUGGACUGAAAAUAUUUUGAGCUUGAUUUAUCAUGAAGGUCAUCGAGAUGGAAGCGAAAAACUCACCUUACUAGACAGGGUUAUGUCGCUGGAGUACAAUAUCGGCAAUGUGGAUUAUGCCAGUCGUCCAUCACCUCGCCUCUUUGCUUCCCACGUACCCUACUAUUUAGUACCCAAGGGAUUACGGAACAGAAGAGCAAAAGUUGUUUAUGUGGUCAGAAACCCAAAGGAUGUCUUGGUUUCCUAUUACCAUUUUUCCAAAACUUCACUCAAAUUAGAAGAAGUAGAAGAUUUUGGAAUUUUCAUGGAGAGGUUUUUGGCUGGAAAGGUACUUGCAAGUUUAUGGCUUGACCAUGUGGAAGGGUGGUACUCUCACAGGGAUGACUUCAAUAUUCUGUUUCUUACCUAUGAAGAAAUGAAGAAGGAUCUAAGAAGCUCUGUAUUGAAAUUAUGCAACUUUCUGGGAAGGAGACUGACGGAAAAGGAGGUGGAUGCUGUUGUGGAUCAGGCUACAUUUAAUAAAAUGAAAGCAGAUCCCAGGGCAAACUAUGAGUUCAUGCCACCAGAGUUCAUGGACUACAGCAAAGGACAUUUUCUUCGCAAAGGCACUGUUGGAGACUGGAAGAACAUGAUGACAGUCGCACAAAAUGAAAGGUUUGACAGUGUUUUCAAGGAGAGAAUAGAAAAGCUCCCCAUCAAGUUCUGCUGGGAUAUCAAUGAGGAAUCAUGAGUCUGCCUUCAGCUUGGAAGGAUGAAAUAAAGUGCACUGAAUGCAUCUAAUCCAGGCCUAUUUGUAAGAUUCAGCAAAAAACUCUCAUGUGGCUUAAUGGCAUCCUAAUGUUCGAAUAUGUGUAAUAAUAUUUUUUAAAACACCACAAUACAAUUACAUUUGUACUGUAAACCUCUUCUGUUUCUACAUUCCAGCAUGUCUUAAUUUCUGACUCCAUGUGCAAUAGACAAGGAGUCCCAAACUAACUAUUGGGAUUAGUAAUUGUAUUUUAAUUUGGCACUGUUAUAAUGAGGCUACCAUUGGAUUAUU
Molecule: messenger RNA, 1250 nt
Organism: Lacerta agilis (Sand lizard)
Lineage: Eukaryota; Metazoa; Chordata; Lepidosauria; Squamata; Lacertidae
Product: amine sulfotransferase-like
Exons: 7
Coding region: 63-941 (292 amino acids)
Biological process (GO): sulfation
Cellular component (GO): cytoplasm
Molecular function (GO): sulfotransferase activity
Source: RefSeq, a predicted model, not a curated record